AUGCCGCGUAUUCCAACAGUGGCGGGUGCCGUUUGCUGGGCCCGCGAAGACCCUGCCGUCACCAAGCCUGUUGGUGGGGAUGAUGGAUGCGAGGGGCUACGAGGUGUACGAGCAGCACCUCGCGCUCGGCUGGCGGUUCGCAUGCUGUGUGCACGACCUCCAAGCAGCGGCCCUUUGCGCGUUCUAUCAAAUUUCAUCAUCCAUUUUAAUGGGCGUCAUUCAACGGGAGACGCCCAGACCCGGCGCCGUUUCAUGGUGAGGCCAUGUGCACAAGCGGGCCUUUGCACCUUCAACUUAUGCCGAGGCACGGCACUAACACCUCUUGGCAAGGUGCUGACUGACUGCGCUCACGUAGUGAUUUUGUCACGUAACCGUUACAUCAGCGGGCGAUGGGGUCAUCACUUCCCUACGCCUUUUUAUUAUUAA
This is a messenger RNA of Parnassius apollo (apollo), 426 nucleotides long. NCBI's taxonomy places the organism in Eukaryota, Metazoa, Arthropoda, Insecta, Lepidoptera, Papilionidae. The record is from the annotation of a GenBank genome assembly.